Dendronephthya gigantea is the source of this 1451-nucleotide messenger RNA. RefSeq names its product CCR4-NOT transcription complex subunit 10-like. NCBI's taxonomy places the organism in Eukaryota, Metazoa, Cnidaria, Anthozoa, Malacalcyonacea, Nephtheidae. Gene Ontology annotation, cellular component: CCR4-NOT complex. Bases 91 to 1410 code for a protein of 439 amino acids. Gene Ontology annotation, molecular function: protein binding. The transcript is spliced from 11 exons. Gene Ontology annotation, biological process: mRNA catabolic process; negative regulation of translation. The record is from RefSeq and is a predicted model, not a curated record.
UGCCGCGCGGUUUUUUAAAACAACAUUUAUAAAUGAAAUAUUUGGUUUGUUUAGUUGUAAAAUACGCUUGAAAAUUUUAAGGUUUUAUCCAUGGCAUCUGAAGGAAAAGAGGAGCCCAGUGAAGAGCGUAGGGGAAGUGGCACCCCUGAUUUCUCGGAUCAAGAGCAAGAUUUUGCUCAAAAAGCUCUGCAGCAAUUUGAAGCAGCUAAUUACGAUGCUUGCCUUAGCAGUCUGUCCAAACUGGAGGAGCUCCGACCAAAAGAUACAAAAGUUUUGCAUAACAAGGCUGUGGCAGAGUUUUACAAAUCAGGGUGUGAAAGAACUGAUGACUUAUUGAAAGCUUUAAAUGGCCUUAAAAAGAAGAUGAACCACAAAAAUUCAAGCGACCAAGAGGCCAACUCUGAAGCCUUGGAUGUGGAAAAAGCAGUUUUGCUUUACAACAGAGCUGUUUACUGUUUUUAUGUGAAGAAGUAUGUUGAUUCUUUGCGAAACUUAGAAAGACUUUUCAAAAUAGUUGAAUCUCUAGAUAAAAACCUUGCCCAGAAUGUGUGUUUUCUUCUUGUUGAAGUUUACCUUAUCACAUACCAGACAGAAAAAGCUACCGCAGUUUUAAAUUCACUGGAAAAACUUCUGUAUGACCCGACAAAACAAGCUUCAGAGAAUGGCAAUGAAGAUGGGAUAAAGAAACCAGAGACUGACAUCCCUCAACCAGAUGAUGAACAGAAACUAAGAUUACACAAGUACAAGGCAAGAGUGCACUUGCUUCAGAAAUCUAUAAAAGCUUGUAAGAAAGAGAUCAAAACCAUCAUGAAUGUCAACAACAUGGACACUGAAGGGCUUUUCAUCAAAAGCAAUUUUGAAUAUGUUCGUCAUAAUGAAAGGAAAGCAGUGAAAAUCCUGAACAGUGCUUCUAAAGACAAUCAAGUUUUAAAAACUGGGGAAUCAAUCUCCGCAAUGUACUUCAAUAAUCUGGGCUGUCUUCAUUUUCAAAUGCAAAAGUACAACCUGGCAUCCUUCUAUUUCUGUCGUGCCAUUGCAGAGAACGAGAAAGCUCUUGCUUUAAUUUCAGCUGAUAAAAGCAACCCGCUGAACGGCAGGCCGCUAUGUACAUUAUCGCUCAACUGUCGUUACCAUUUGCUGUACAAUCUUGGCGUUCAAAUGUUGCAUGAUGGCCGGCCUCUGCUUGCUUUUGAUUGUCUUAUUGAGUCUGUGCAAGUCUAUCAAUCCAAUCCAAGACUAUGGCUGCGUCUGGCUGAGUGUUGCAUCAUGGCUUACCACAUGUCAAUUAUUGAAGAGAAAACAGUCGAUGAUUCCAGAAAAAGCAAUCUCGUACAUUCAGUCGUGGGUAGCGGACUCUUCCGAAAAGUGGUCCUGGAAACGCCCAAGGAGCAUUGCAACAAGAAUACGUGAGUACAUUGAUAAGAAAGGUUUUACUUUACUGUUUUGAGGAA